Messenger RNA from Chaetura pelagica (chimney swift), 1941 nucleotides. It is a transcript of the gene APBA1, whose product is annotated as amyloid beta (A4) precursor protein-binding, family A, member 1. Lineage: Eukaryota; Metazoa; Chordata; Aves; Apodiformes; Apodidae. The record is from RefSeq and is a predicted model, not a curated record. The transcript is spliced from 13 exons. Bases 1 to 1941 code for a protein of 646 amino acids. Gene Ontology annotation, molecular function: amyloid-beta binding; protein binding. Gene Ontology annotation, cellular component: cytoplasm; dendritic spine; plasma membrane. Gene Ontology annotation, biological process: chemical synaptic transmission.
AUGAACCAUUUGGGUGGACCAUCUGAAGGGGAGGUGAGUGAAGAGCCAGCAAGUGGGACAGUGAACGAGUCGGUGGAGGCUGACCUGGAGCGCCCAGAGGUGGAGGAGGAGCAGCGGUAUGCAACUCGCUACCCCAGGCAUACCAACUGCAGCCAAGGGGGCCUGGCAGGGCAGGAGGAGGAAGGGAUGUUAGCUCGGUCAGCCAGCACUGAGAGUGGUUUCCACAAUCACACGGACACUGCGGAAGGGGAUGUGAUUGCCACGGUGGAAGACACUUACGACACGGAGAGAGUCCAGGAAAAUGAGGAUGAGAGUGCCUACGCAGUGCAGUACAGGCCUGAGUCUGAGGAGUACACGGAGAACGCUGAGGCUGAGCACAGCGAGGCUGUUCAUCAUCGAACCCUGCCCAAUCACUUGCAUUUCCACUCCAUCGAACACGAGGAAGCCAUGAACGCGGCCUACUCGGGCUACGUCUACACGCAUCGGCUGCUACAUUCUGUUACUAAGUCCCUCUGCACAGUAGUCAGGAAGGUUUCUCAGGUGGAGUGGAUUGAGUCAAACAGCACUGAAGUUGAGAUGGAGAAUUUUUGGAUGUACCAAGCUGAGUAUCGUAAGAAAAAUUCUCCAUCUCCAGAUUCCUCUUCCCCUCGGGGUGCUGAAUCGUCAAGUAGACAACAUCACCAGGAUGUCUGCAGUACAGCAGAGGGCUCCACUAAUAAAGAGUCCAGAAAAAGCUUGGCUUCAUUUCCAACCUAUGUUGAAGUUCCUGGACCUUGCGACCCUGAAGACUUAAUUGAUGGAAUAAUUUUUGCUGCCAAUUACCUUGGCUCAACUCAACUCCUUUCUGAUAAAACUCCUUCCAAGAAUGUGAGAAUGAUGCAGGCUCAGGAAGCUGUCAGCAGGAUCAAGAUGGCCCAGAAAUUAGCCAAAAGCAGAAAGAAGGCACCAGAAGGUGAAUCUCAACCCAUGACUGAAGUGGACCUCUUCAUUUCUACACAGAGAAUAAAAGUGCUGAAUGCAGACACACAGGAAACCAUGAUGGAUCAUCCCUUGCGGACCAUUUCUUACAUUGCAGAUAUAGGAAAUAUAGUUGUUUUGAUGGCUCGUAGGCGAAUGCCACGGUCUAACUCCCAGGAUAAUGUGGAAGCAUCUCACCCUUCCCAAGAUGGAAAGAGGCAGUACAAAAUGAUUUGCCAUGUAUUUGAGUCUGAGGAUGCACAGCUGAUUGCACAGUCCAUAGGUCAAGCAUUUAGUGUGGCCUACCAGGAAUUUCUGAGGGCAAAUGGAAUCAAUCCAGAAGACCUUAGCCAGAAGGAGUAUAGUGACUUACUUAAUACCCAGGACAUGUACAAUGACGACCUGAUUCACUUCUCCAAAUCUGAAAACUGCAAAGAUGUUUACAUUGAAAAGCAAAAAGGAGAAAUCCUAGGUGUAGUGAUUGUGGAGUCUGGCUGGGGAUCCAUUUUGCCUACUGUUAUCAUAGCCAACAUGAUGCAUGGAGGGCCGGCAGAGAAGUCUGGGAAGCUGAACAUAGGGGACCAGAUCAUGUCAAUCAAUGGGACCAGUUUGGUUGGUUUACCACUCUCAACAUGUCAGAGCAUUAUAAAGGGUUUGAAAAACCAGGCCCGUGUUAAACUGAACAUAGUUAGGUGUCCUCCAGUAACCACAGUCUUGAUCAGAAGACCAGACCUCAGAUAUCAGUUGGGCUUCAGUGUGCAGAAUGGGAUUAUCUGUAGCCUUAUGAGAGGAGGCAUAGCAGAGCGAGGAGGUGUGCGUGUUGGCCAUCGGAUCAUUGAAAUCAACGGACAGAGUGUUGUAGCAACUCCUCAUGAGAAAAUUGUUCACAUUCUCUCAAAUGCUGUUGGUGAGAUUCAUAUGAAGACUAUGCCAGCUGCCAUGUACAGACUGUUGACUGCACAGGAGCAACCAGUUUACAUCUAA